Molecule: messenger RNA, 1593 nt
Organism: Porites evermanni
Lineage: Eukaryota; Metazoa; Cnidaria; Anthozoa; Scleractinia; Poritidae
Source: the annotation of a GenBank genome assembly
AUGGACCAUGCACUGCAAAGGGACAAAAUUCAGUACACAGAUCCAGUCACCUUAAAAGGAAAAAAAAAUUGGUUCAAAGUUAACGACAUUACGUCCCUUACAAAGGAGGAAGAAAAUAAGAGACAAGAAAAAGCUAGAGAAAAGAGCUUUGGCAAAAAGCGAAAAUGCCCUGUCGGAGGGUCUGAUAAAGAAAGAAAAUCUUCCAAAGCGACAAAGUGUAAUGGUUCUAAUGUAACCUGUCCAAGUCUGUUGGAUGCUACUAUAGAUCAAAUAAUUUCCUCCGAAAAAUUGAAUGGGGAUACGGUAAACUUAUACUUUGACUUCUUAGGAGAGAAGCUGUUCUGCGAGAACGAAAAUAUUUGCCUGGGAAGCUCCUAUUUUUAUCCUUCUUUGCAGCGACAAGAUAACAGAGGAACGUAUAGCAAAUAUAUCGGAAAAAAGUCACUUUGGGAGUACGAAAACUUGAUAUUACCAGUUCAUUUAGCCGAUGAAAGGCACUGGAUUCUUGUUUUAAUCAGUGUCGUUAAUUUGUGCAUUUACAUAUACGACUCCGCUUACUGUUCUCAAGACACCUACAAAACUGUUUUCGGGACCAUAAAAACCAAGUUUAUCAGGCAGGAGCUUCAACACUUAAAGUCAGAAGAUAGGGCACUCUUCCAGGAAGAAAACUGGGAUGAAGAAAUACCUAAUUGUCCAAAACAAAAAAACCAAGAGGACUGUGGUGUGUUUACUUGCCUUUUCGCUAAACAUCUGAUUCUUUCAAACAACUUGGAUGAAAUAGAGCUUGACGAUACGGAUCCGCGAGGCGAAAUAACUAAUGAUUUGCUGGCCUUGGCAACACCUGGAAACAAAGUUGCUUAUCUCCCUCUCCCUUAAAAUCUGCAAUCAUUCAUCAGCAAUGAUCUCCAUACCUCAAUCCCCACCGAGGAUCAGAAGGUUGCACUAGAUCAAGAAGUUGCUAGUGCCGGAUUAACUUAUCGCCAGCCUCCCACACCUAAGGACGGCAACUGCUUGUUUCACGCAAUGAGUGACCAGCUUACUAGAGUGGGAAGGCUCCCUCAAACACCAUCAAAGCUUCGCUCAGAUCUAGUGCGCUAUCUUAAAAGUAAUUCUACAACCCCGGAUGGUGUUCACUUUCGGGAAUUCAUCAACCAUGGUGGUUGGGACACCUACCUGCGAAGGAUGUCAAGGGAUGGCGAGUGGGGCGAUUGGAUUGCUUUGUGGGGGCUGGUGAACAUGCUUAACCUUCCUGUAGCUUUGGUUUCCAGCUUAGGGGAGGGAGGAUUACAAAUUAUCAAUCCAGCCACAAAUGGAGAUGAAGGAGGGGACAUUACAGUUAUGGCCUUGCUUGGACAUGAAGCAGAAGUUCAUUACCAUAGCCUGGAAGCCCUUCAGGACCCUGUUACGGAGAUGAAAGUUAAAUACGGAGAGGGAAAAGUCACCGAGGAGAUCUGCCCAAAGUGUGGGAAAAAGUUUGCGUGCUAUUCCCAAGGAGUAUUUGAAGGGUUAAAUGGCAUGUUGCAAGUAUACUCCGACGACAGCUUCUUUUGCGAUAAUUGCCAGAUGUUAGAGGACUUUGAUUAUAUGCCAUGA